Porites evermanni is the source of this 3395-nucleotide messenger RNA. Lineage: Eukaryota; Metazoa; Cnidaria; Anthozoa; Scleractinia; Poritidae. The record is from the annotation of a GenBank genome assembly.
AUAUGCAUCCAAGGAAGACAAGAGGUCAGUGCAUGUUUCUUAAUACAUUUUAUACAUAGUGUUUCUCUGGGCAUGUCAAUUUCCCACCUGCAGAACGUAAAUAUUAUUACAGUUAUAAUUUUAAAGUGUUUAAUUUCUUCUUUAUUCUAUAAUUUUUUAAUACUUCGUCUUUAUCAACCUUACUUAAUGCUGUCAGCAAUAUAUGACUUUUAUUUAGGGCAGUAUUUUUACGACAUAACUAUGAUAUUUACCCUCUAAAGUACACGCCUACUAAGAAAUUAUUACCGUCCCCAAACGUUCCCCAAAACAGCUUUAUUUAUCUCAAAUUCAACUUCAAUGUCUUACACUUUAUUUUGAAACUCUCCCUUGUUACAGCAGCCCAAGUGUUAGGUACAGACUAGACAAUAGUAGUAUAGUAUGCAUGGUCCCAAUUAACCCCAUUUGUGCAGAAAUAUAAUUUAAUUGCGCAGCAUUAAUACAUUUCGCCGAUGACGUCAGACCGGUGAUAAGUUUCUCAUUACGAUGACGUCACAUUCUUCUCUUCUGAUACCCCGUUAUGCAGGGCAUAAAUUCAAUCUACCAUGACUUAGGCUAUGUUCAUACUAUAGCGGAUAGCCUUUCGUUCCGACAGGAAAAGCCACAGAACUUGUCACAGAACUGGUACAAGUCGUCCACACACAUCGAAAAUUGUGCCGGAGCGGUUGCCCGUGAGGGUUUGGUUCUAGAAAUCCCAAUCCUCACACCUGAAUAUUUGACUUCCGUGGCAUUGGUUCAGUCCUUUUUGCCCACUCAUUCACUUUUAUGUCGGUCCGAAUACUUGUUCAUUUUGCACCAAAGUGUGGUACAGAACGUAUCCGAUAUAUGUCACGCUCCACUCUCGAGAUCUUCACGGCGCUGUUUCUGUAUGUUACAGAAAUCGCGCGGAAGUCACCAGAAGCCCUAACUAUCCGAUGUUAUUUUCGUGCCGGCGCAAAAAGUAUCCGGUAUAGUGCAAACGUAACCUAAAGCCUUAGUCACCAAUGAUAACAUCGUCAGAUGGCAUCACUUGAUUACAAAAGGAAAAUAGACAACAAAUCUGGUGGGAGAACGCGUUUCGAAAGAAUUUUCCACCUGGGGCAGAAACAGCUUGAUAACAAUUACAACAAAAACGUACUACAGUCGACUUGAUAAUAGUCUCAUCCAGCCUAUGAGAAUUAGUAUUUGUCACUUGCAACGAAGACACNAACUAUCCGAUGUUAUUUUCGUGCCGGCGCAAAAAGUAUCCGGUAUAGUGCAAACGUAACCUAAAGCCUUAGUCACCAAUGAUAACAUCGUCAGAUGGCAUCACUUGAUUACAAAAGGAAAAUAGACAACAAAUCUGGUGGGAGAACGCGUUUCGAAAGAAUUUUCCACCUGGGGCAGAAACAGCUUGAUAACAAUUACAACAAAAACGUACUACAGUCGACUUGAUAAUAGUCUCAUCCAGCCUAUGAGAAUUAGUAUUUGUCACUUGCAACGAAGACACGUCUGAUAGCGACAACGCACCCUACCGAAGCAGUCUCUUUUAAUAUCCAUAUUGUACUAACAGUGGCAACAAAACCAGCUCCACAUUUUAAUUUAAUUCCAUUGUAUAUCUAGGCAGUGGGUUGUGAUCACUUGCUGAAUUCAAACAAGGUGAUUGACCGAUGCGGUGUGUGCGGUGGCAAAGCAGACUCGUGCAUUGAUGAAACUGCAGAUUUCACGGAGCAGAUAGCCAGUAAGUUUAACCAGAGUGUAGGUAAUGGCGUAAUUAUGUUUUUUUUUUAUACAAUAUCAAAAAAAUGUUAAUAUGCGGUACUGACUUUACAAUCAUACAGAACUCGCACAUUUGGCAAAUUCAGCGAAUAGCUGAUAAUGUAAGGGAAAAAGUUGCUCACGCGCAUGCCCCCAGCAAAAAACGUCUGUCUGAAAGCAAUCUCUUUGGAACAACGAUUGCUUUUAGCGAUAAAACGCCGCUUGUUAGUUCGUAAGUCAAGAAUAGAUUCUGAUUUUGACUUUAGUGAGCUUUUUCAAUGCCGCCAAGAAAAAAUAUCAGUUGAUCUGUUCUAUAAUGACAAUAAUGAUUUUAUGAUUAUGAUUAUUUAUUUAUUUUUUUUACAGAUGCCGGGGAAUCAGCUUUAAUAAAGAAAAUACCACCAGGUACAACUUACGCCCACUUUCGGAAAAGGAGUGGAGCUACCUCCAAUGUAAUAGGUAAGAAUAAAAUCUUGUUCUAGGUCAAAAUAACAUUCUCUUAUCAAAGGGUCGAGACAAAAUUUUAAUCGUUGAAGAACAGCGACCUCUUGCCGGCAAAUAUUACGGCAAGCAAUGGACCUCAUUGCCAGUCUUAACAAUAACAAUUGUUAUAGCUAGAAUUUUUUUUUCGACAGCGUGCGCUCUCAUUGGUUUCUUCGAGGUCACAUAACACCUAACAAUGAAACUGUCUCCCGCCAAAAUCUCUGAGCGGGAAACAUUGCAAAAUCUAUGACGUAAGUGGGUAACCGUGCAAUGUUACCCGCGAAUGUUGACCGACGACGCAGUUACAAAGAGGUUUAAUCAAUUUCCAGCUAAUAUAUAUCACAAAUCACUUAAAGACUGGUUCCUUGAGAAACAGUUAAUUUUGAUUCCCGCGAACCUCUUGAGAUUCUCCGGAAACAAAAUGAACUGUCUCCCGAGGGACCAGUGUUUGAUUAUGACCUGUUUCCCAGGACAAGCUACUGAGGUUUAUAUAAUGUAUAGUAACUAAGUUAGGCCAUAACUCGGAGACAACAAAUUCAUCUUGCCCAUUAUAUCUGAAUCAUCAUUUCCCUCUGUCACACCUCCUUUUCUCUCUUUCCUUACCUUGUUUUUCGCGAUUUCCUUCCGCUAAUAACAGCCAAGCCUUACCAAGUCAUUAAUUGGUUGUUACACUCGCAGGCUGCGGGUGGCCUUGAAUGUUUCCCGGUAAAGCUACACUUCCAAUGAAUAUCUUCAUGGAGAUUUGCAGCAAGAAAGAUGAGGCUCGCUGGGCAUUGCCAAAGACAUCCUGCCUCCCAGCACACAAACUCAUCCUUUGAGAGCCAACCCACGGCCAUAGAAGUAGAGGACGAUCAAAAUCAACACUAGCUGAUAUCUUAAAGCGAGACGCUGAUUUAGACUCUAGUCAGGAGUUAGAGGCAGAUACACGAGAGUUUAGAUAAUCUUGUCAAGGCUCGGCUGAGGCCGACUUAGUAGUAGUAAUAACAGAGAAUUUCUUGUCGAAUAUAGGUAUUCAGGAUGUGUAUGAGAACUACCUCAUCAACGUACCUGAUGUUUUUACUACAACGAUUACCUACGCUGGAGCUACAAUAUUCUACAAGCACACAAAAGCAAGAUACCAGGACAUACUGGAGAUAAGUGGACAGACCACAGAGACGCUG